CUGCUGUCACUGGCGUGCACGAGCUGCCCUGUUUGUUUGUGUAGCGAGAUGUUGGAAAUGGCGGAGAGGAGAGACCAACGCGACAAUUAAAGAUUUCAAAUAUUAAUACACUGCAAAUGCCUAUUAUAAAACAGCCAUGAAACGGAUUCCAGGAUAACUUUAUUUUUUUCGGCAACGGACUGGAGUAAAUCUGGACAAGGAGAAAACAUUUUUUGAUAAGCUUUGAAUUAGCUAGCUUGCAGCUAGCUUGCGAACUCGUCAGUGCGAUUUUUACUCGUAGGUUUGUUGUUUGUCAACAUUAGCUCAAGUUAGCUAGCCAAGUAACCCACAACCAAAUACUCCAGUAUAUUGGUAGACCACAAUUGUCACUACUGUGUGCAUUAUGUUAGUAAUCUAUCAGAUAAAAAAAUCAAGGCAAUUGACUAGUUAACUUGUCAGCUAAAUUCGCUAGCACCACUCCGCAGGCUGGUUAACUACUAGCUAGCAAGUUGUAGCCUAGCCACAUUGCGUCUUCACUAUCGAUAUACUUUUCUACAGCGGUUGUCCAAAAUCCUGUUAUAAGAGAAGAUUAACAACAGAAGUUGCAGAAAUAAAGCAGAAGGCCUCCCUGCCCUCUCUCCUCCCCUCUCUCCUCCCCAGGGAUGGUGCUGUACACCAGGCAGGCCAGGGAGCCGUAGCCCUCCUGCCCUGGAGCUCUCAGCCUGACAGCAGCAGCCCAGCCAGAGACCAGAGGACUGCCCCCCCAGAACGGCACCCCCUCACAUGACACCCUCCGGAGCCAUACAUUGAGUGUGUUGGAGACCACCAUGAGUGCAGUUGGGGAGAGCGUGCUGGACCCCGCCCCCACAGAGUCUCGCAAGAGGAAGGGAUCCCCAUGCGACACCUCAGGACACAGUGGGGAGCAGAGGAGGAGGCUGCUCCAGUGUCGCUACAUCGAGGAGCUGGCAGACCUGCUCUCCGCCAACAUGGCCGACAUCGUCAGCCUGAACGUGAAGCCGGACAAGCACCACAUCCUGAAGAACACCCUGCUGCAGAUCCAGGAGCUCAAACACAGAGAGCAGGAGAAAGCAGCUUUGAUGGUGGAUGAUGACUGCCCUCCCAAAACUGCCACUCAGCCCUUCAUCCUGGGCAUACACACUAUCGACAGGGAACACAACACAGCUAGCUCUCAGGAACACACUACCCCCAGCCUUCCACUGGCCCAGGGAAGCCCAGCCCAGCCCUCCCACUCCCCUGCCCUCCCCCCAGGCAGCGAGACCAGCCAAGCCCCAGGCCUGCCCUCCGGCAUCCACCUCAACAAUGGCAACAGCUCCGCCCACGGACACGCCCACGCCACGCCCACAGACUAUCUUAUACCCAAUCGAAUGUGCCCUCAGCAGGUCAACAGCCCCUCCCCCCUGGGGAGCCCAAUCACAGCCGCCCCUACCUCCUUCGUGUCUCCCAGACGGCCGCGUGCGAGCCCCGGUCUGGGAGGAAAGCCCUUCUCCCCCUCCACGCCCGGCCUCCACGCCCCAGCCGGAGCAGGGGCAGUGGGUGGAGGGGGCUGCCUCAGCAGGCAGCACUCUGGUGGGGACGGGGGAGCCGCAACGCCCAUGGGCUUCUCACUGCCCUCCCCUCUUCCCCAGAGACAGGCCAGCACCCCCACCUCCUCCCCCGCACGCCCCCCCCCUACCAAACCCCCCGAGGGGGGAGGAGGGGACGGAGUCAAAGCCCCCACUACCUCUCAGCUGGGCAACCCCAAACUCAGCCAGCUCCUGGACACCAACGGGGCAAAGCCUAGCAACCACACCCCUCCUCCCCCCAACCCUCCCCUUCAAUGCCCCUCCUCCCUCACCUCUCCUCCCCCCAACCCUCUCCCCCAGUGCCCCACCUCCCACAGCACCCUCACCGAACGCCACAAGAUCCUCCACCGGCUGCUCCAGGACAGCGGCCCCAGCGAGGGGGGUCCGGAGGCCGGGGGGGGCAGGAGGGAUGUGGAGGUGAAGAAGGAGCCCCAGCAUGUUGCAGCGCCCCCUACACCUGGCUCCAGGGAACCUCAGGAUCACCAGCUGCUACGCUUCCUGCUGGACACGGACGAGAAGGACCUGGCCGACCUCCCGCCCCCCGCGGUGCUUAGCCUGCACACUAUCAGGGUGAAGGCCAGGAGGACCACGGGGGAGGGUCUCCCUGGGGGAGACGCCCUGCCUGGGGGAGACACCUGGCCACAAGACACGUUCUCCAGUGACCUGGACCCUCUGUUCCAGCUGCUGCCCCCCCUCAGGGGCCUCCCGGGGGACCAGCAGGGCAGCGAGGAGGCCGGGGGCCCCCAGAUACAGACACAACCUCAACCUCAGCUCCAGUCCCCCACACAACCUCAGCUCCAGUCCCCCUCACAACCUCUCCUCCAGUCCCCCACACAACCUCAGCUCCAGUCCCCCACACAACCUCAGCUCCAGUCCCCCACUAAACCUCAGCUCCAGUCCCCCUCACAACCUCAGCUCCAGUCCCCCACUAAACCUCAGCUCCAGUCCCCCACACAACCUCAGCUCCAGUCCCCCUCACAACCUCAGCUCCAGUCCCCCUCACAACCUCACCUCCAGUCCCCCACACAACCUCACCUCCAGUCCCCCAAACAACCUCACCUCCAGUCCCCCACACAACCUCAGCUCCAGUCCCCCACACAACCUCAGCUCCAGUCCCCCUCACAACCUCAGCUCCAGUCCCCCUCACAACCUCAGCUCCAGUCCCCCUCACAACCUCAGCUCCAGUCCCCCAAACAACCUCAGCUCCAGUCCCCCUCACAACUUCACCUCCAGUCCCCCUCACAACCUCAGCACCAGUCCCCCACACAACCUCAGCUCCAGUCCCCCUCACAACCUCAGCUCCAGUCCCCCUCACAACCUCAGCACCAGUCCCCCACACAACCUCAGCUCCAGUCCCCCUCACAACCUCAGCUCCAGUCCCCCACACAACCUCAGUUCCAGUCCCCCAAACAACCUCAGUUCCAGUCCCCUGUCUCCCAGCUCCAUUUACAGUCACCAACCCAGUCCCAGGUCAUGAUUCAGUCACCCUCCCAACCCCAGUCUCAGCCUCAACUUCAGCCCAACAAAGAGAACAUUCCCAGGACCGUCACCAUCAAGCAGGAGUCCCCUGGACCCCCUGUCCGCGGGCUCAGUGAUGGAGGCCCGGCCUCCGCCUGCAGUCUGCACCUCCAGUCUCCCUUUGAUGUCUGCAGUACCAACACCCAGGACCAGGACCAGACCCCAGGGCUGGCUGAGAUGGAGCACACAGACUUGGUUGGGUCUCAGUUCCAGCCUCUACCUCUGAUGGAGCCUGUGCCCUUUGAGUCCGGCGUGGGAGACCCUGUACAUGGCCCGCUGUCGUCACCUCAGGAGCAAGGUGUGUGCCCCCUGGAUGAGCUGCUGUGCCCACCCACCACCCCAGAGGGCCGCAGCGAUGAGAAGGCUCUCCUGGAGCAGCUGCUCUGCUUCCUCAGCCGAGACGAGAGUCAGCUGGCCGAGCUGGACCGAGCCUUGGGGAUAGACAAGUUGGUCCAGGGUGGCUGUUUCGACCCUGUACCCUCCCGUCUCCCCCCCCAGCCCGCCGCAGCUACCCCCGUCACCCUGGACCCCACACUGCCCAGCUACCUCGGCCAGUUCCCGGGCACAGCCUUUGGUGGCCCUCGGGGGUCCUUCCCAGGGGGGAUAAGGCCGGGCGUGGCCGGAGCUCCGGGCGUGGCCGGAGCUCCGGGCGUGGCCGGACCGAUGAGGCUUCCUCCAAACCAGCUGAGACUGCAGCUGCAGCAGAGGCUACAGGGCCCCCAGCAGCUGCAGAGUAGACUAGCAGCUAUGGGCCAGUUUCCAGGGGGAACGCACGUUGCCAUGGGGAUGCGUCAGGGAUUGCCGCAGCCUCAAAUGCCCUCUCAACCUCCUCUGAACGCCCAGAUGAUGGCCCAGAGGCAGAGGGAGCUGUACAGCCUUCAGCACCGCCAGCGCCAACUGCUCCAGCAGAAGGUCCUGAUGAUGAGGGGCCUGGGGGUGCCGGGGGCCAGCCUGGGGGGGCCGGGGGCCCAGAAGCCCCCUCCCCAGAGCCAGUCUCAGCAGUUCAGCUUCUCUCCAGGCUACAGCCCCCUGCCGGGGAACGCCCCCAGCUCGCCCAGCCACUUCAGCAUGGAGGGGGGCCUGGACCCCAAGGGGCCUGGGAGGGGGGCCCUUGGGUCCCUAAUGGGCCAGGGGGAUUUUGGGGGCCUGGGGGCCAGCUCAGCGGUGCAGCAGGGGCUCCUCCAGCAGUUUGGGGGGAUGAUCCAGAAGCAGGAGUGUUCAUUCCCCUCAGAGCUCAGCCCCACCAGUCCCCUCCUCUCUCCUCACAACUCACACUCCCAGAGUCCCCAGCUGCAGCAGGCCCCGCCCCCUUCCGGGUACCAGUCAGCUGACAUGAAGAGCUGGCAGCAGGCUGGCUUAGGCAACAGCUUGUUCAGCACAGCAGGUCAGGGUUUUGGCCAGCAGGGGGUGUACAACAACAUGAGCAUCACCUUGGCGAUGGCUGGCUCCUCCGGGGCCAUCAGCUCCCUACCUCCAAUGGGGCCGCCCGUCGCCAUGGGUAACAGUAACCUCGGCAACGUCGGCUCGAUGUGCAGCGACCAGCAGGUGCAGCAGCUGCAGGUGUUUGCUGACGUCCAGUGUACCGUCAACCUGGUGGGCAGUGACUCCUACCUAGCCCAGCAGGGGGCCCCCCAGAAGCCCCCCCUGGUGCCCCAGAGCGGCCAGGCCCAGCAGAAGAGCCUGCUGCAGCAGCUGCUGACAGAGUAACCCCCUGCCCCCCGCUCCCCCUGCCCCCCGCCACCUUUACCUCUCUGCCUCUCUCUCUGGUUCCUGUCUGGUCUGGUGGGCUGAGGACUGUGCCUGGUGUCUGUCUGGCCCAGCCUCUGGUUCUCACUGCUGGUAACCUUCUUUAGAACACAGAAGUCCACUUCCUGGUUCGGGGGAAUUGUCACGUUCCGGAUUUGCCAAGUCGUCGCCGCCGUCAUCUUAUCAGGACCGACUGACCUCGUCUGUUUCUGAUUGGCCUGUUCCGUCAGGUCGCCGCAGUGCAUCCUGGGAGAGCAUGCAGCUGGGGUCAGCUCCGGGGUUGCCUCUCUCUCCCACAGGGCGGGCGUCGUCCUUGUUGUUGUCAGGACAACGUUGUGGGAUUGUUAGGGUUGCAACCUCUGCAAUGGGAUAGCUCAGUUUCAGCUGGCUCUGUGACUGGCUGGCUCUCUGUGCUGCAGUGCAUGAUGGGAGUUUGAGUUUCAAAACUCAUCUUCUUCUACUCUUGUUUUUUUUUGUUUAUGUUGUCGAUAUUGAUCUCUGCUGUGGCCGUGGGCCGGGCCGGGACACGGGGUCGGGGCGGGGGGCCGGCAGGCAGGAUGCUGCUCAUGUCUCUCACCGAGCGACUCGCUCCAACUCAACUACACCUGGCUGUCUCACCUGGCUGUCUCACCUGGCUGUCUCAGUCACGUUCCUCUCAGCAGCUGUGAAGAGGAGCCCUGUCAGGAUCUCUCCUCCUCCUCCUCUCUCCUCCUCUCUCCUCCUCCACCUCUCUCCUCCUCUCUAUCUGUCUCUGGCCUAUCAGUGUUGUAAAGCCUCAUGCAUCGUGCAGGCAGGUAGUAUUGUACAGCAUAGACAGACAGACGUUGGGAUGUCUUCACUCUUAUUAAACAGCAACUCAGUCUAUACAUUGUGAUUCAAUGCAGGUUUUUUUUUUUUUUUUUUUUUUUUAAGAUUCAAGAGUAAUAAUAUCAGUUCUUUUUUUUUCUUUUUUUUAAGUGAUGUUUCACAUCAUGGACAUGUAACACUGCUAAAAUGUAACGUUGUUGUAUUGGGAUAGCUCUGUCUUCUUCUGUAAAUGUGAAAAAAAGAUAUAUUUUCUAAAAGGUUAACUCAUGCUUAGCUGUAUGGUAUCACAUUGAAUGUCUAAACAACCUCUCCCCCCUCUAAAUUCACUUCUAACACACAAGCCUGAGUUAGGGUUACACUACACACUACACACCACCAGACUCUGAACACGUAGGACUUCCUGGCUGUAAUACAGGAGGGGGGAUAUUUCAUGGAGGAUUUCAUCAGGAUGUUUUCUCUCCUUCACUUCCCCGUCUGUGAUGAUGAUGACAAAGAUGAGGUCACUCCACUGGCCACGCCCCUCAGCUCUUAUUGGCUGCUCAUGUGACUACUGUUGUCCAGUCAGACACUGUGGCCCGUUCCAAACAAAACUCUGGGCUCUCCGCUCCCAACAAGCCCUGAGGUCCAAUCACAAGAUGAGUUGGGUGUGCAACCAAUCACGGGUUGAUGUCUCCUACGUGGCCUGUGAUUGGCUGGAUGAAAUGUUGGCCAUAUUGUUUUCACCUGUCAAAUCCUGUGAGACCCUGGCAGGUGUGUGUUGGGGGAGAAAGACUUGGGAGUUUGGUUUUGGACGAGGCAUGUCUCAUUCACACACCUCUGUUGAUGUUCACUAGAACCCCGACUGCAGUACACACUACAGCAGCGCCCAGCCCAGACAGGUCCACUAGGG
Messenger RNA from Osmerus eperlanus (European smelt), 6522 nucleotides. RefSeq names its product nuclear receptor coactivator 1 (gene ncoa1). Lineage: Eukaryota; Metazoa; Chordata; Actinopteri; Osmeriformes; Osmeridae. The record is from RefSeq and is a predicted model, not a curated record. The transcript has 17 exons. Bases 807 to 4787 code for a protein of 1326 amino acids. Gene Ontology annotation, molecular function: protein dimerization activity; nuclear receptor binding. Gene Ontology annotation, biological process: positive regulation of transcription by RNA polymerase II; cellular response to hormone stimulus. Gene Ontology annotation, cellular component: nucleus.